CUGCGCGGUGACGGUGCGGGCGACACCGCCGGCAGGCACCCCGACCUGCCCAUAACCCCCGAGCAGAUCGCGACGGCCGCGCUGGAGGCGGCUGAGGCGGGCGCGGCGAUCGUGCACAUCCACGUGCGCGACCCAGCCACCGGCAAGGGCUCCCGCGAUGUGGAGCUGUACCGCCGGGCAUUGGAGUUGGUGCGGGCCGCCAACACCGACGUGAUCAUCAACACGACUGCGGGCAUGGGCGGCGACCUGCUGAUCGGCGACCCCGACCCCUUCGACUUCCAGCCCGAGGGGACCGACCUGGUCAACGGCCUGGAGCGCCUCGCCCACGUGGAGGCCCUCAAACCCGACAUGUGCAGCAUCGACUGCGGCACGCUGAACUUCGGCGAGGGCCACCAGGUGUAUGUGAGCACCCCGAACAUGGUCCGCGACAUGGCCAAGCGGGUGCGGGAGCUCGGAGUCAAGCCCGAGCUGGAGAUCUUCGACACCGGCCACCUGUGGCUGGCCAACACGCUGGUGGACGAGGGCCUGGUCGACGACCCGCCUGGAUCCAGCUGUUCUGACGGACUGACGACAAGGGAAGGCAAUGGGCAACGAUCACGCGAUAAGCGCCUGCCGCGGCUUACGACGCCGAUGGUGCGCGACGGCGGGCGGCUGCGGCCCGCCACCUGGGACGAGGCGCUGGACCGGGCCGCCGACGGCUUCCGGGCGGUGCUCGACCGCCACGGGCCCGACGGCUUUGGCAUGUUCAGCUGCUCGAAGGCCACCAACGAGAUGAACUACGCGGCCCAGAAGUUCAUCCGCACGGUGAUCGGGUCGAACAACAUCGACUCCUGCAACCGAACUUGA
Messenger RNA from Geodia barretti, 846 nucleotides. NCBI's taxonomy places the organism in Eukaryota, Metazoa, Porifera, Demospongiae, Tetractinellida, Geodiidae. The record is from the annotation of a GenBank genome assembly.